GGUUUCCAGGGAAACUGGAAAAUGUGAAGCUUUUCAAUAGAGGCAGCCCGAGCUUAAAGAGCGAGGAUUGCCUAAGAUAGAUUCUUCUGGAGACAAACCUGGAGCCACUGCAAACACUUUCAAUCAACAGGGGAGAAGCACAGACAGAUGUGCGGCUCGAUCAGCGCUGAGAUUUUGUGAUUUUACCCAGAUGUGAGGGAGAGUGAUGGAGAGACUUCAGUCUGACUUAGACUGCUGAGGUGCUUCCACCACUUUAAUGCAGAGACAAAUGGGAAGUCUGAAGGAGGAGAUGAGAGGUCUCAGAGAGGACCAGAAGCCGUGCGAGAAGGAGGAUGGAGAGCGUCCACGCGGCUCAGAUGGCGGCACUGAGCCUAAGGGACCUCAGACAAACACGAGUGAAGAGUCAACAACUCAUCAGCCAAAACUUCCCAUGAACGAAAGAAACGUUGAGGAGAGGGACACAAAUGCCAAAUCCAAAGAUCAAGAGCUUUCAGAUGGAGGUGUUGUCAAAGACUCAAUGCAGACGAACGCUAUCCCUCUGACACAACAGCCUGAAGAUGAUAAAACAACAACUGAACAUAGCGACACAACAAUCUCUCAGAAGUUCCAAAGUGCUGGAGGUGGGGGGAUUCAGGAGGAGACAUCUAAGGAUCAAAACGUGGGUCCUGACAGAGAAAAGGUGGCAGAUAUUGAGAAUAUAUCGGUGCCUGUGCCAGUGACUCCGGGCCCUUCAGACCCUCGGUCCCCCGCUCCCCUCGGCCAGCAGCACAUGCGCACACAGGUCAGCCUGGAGGUGGUCCAGUGCCGCUCCGCAGCCACCAGCCCCAUGACCCCCCCUGAGGACGGCCAGUCCUUCUUCUUCCCCAGCUCCUUUGGGAAGCUGGGAGCUGUGGGCGCUGAGCUUCAGGUGGGGCAGCGGGUGGAGUUGUGCUCUGUGGCCACAUCCCCCAUGACCCCAAAGAUGCCCUCCACCACGGCUUUUCCAGAGCUGAUCGGGAGGGAGACGGUGCAGAAAGAUCAGAACGAGAAAAAGGUGCAAAGCGAGAGUGGCCAAGAGUGUUUCCCCACGACACAAAGUCUGGAAGAGGCUGAGUCAGAGAUAACUGGAGCUCUGCAGGAGCAGAGAGAGAGCGCCGGGUUGUCGGUUUCACAAGUAACUAUGGAGGAUAGAAAACAGCAGUGUAAACAGCAGAGGAUGGGAAGUAUGGAUCAAGACAUUACAAUCCUGGUGACCCACUAUGGCAACAAUGAGGGAGAAGAGGAGGAGAAGGCCGAGUCAUCUUGUUAUCCCAUUGAGACAGAGAUGGUCAAAAUAGACGAAUUUGAGGAAGAGCGAGAAAACGACGGUGAUUUAAAGGGUCAACAAAAGCAAAUGGAAGAAACCUGCGUUACUGAAUGCGUAGUUCCAAAUACAGACGUGACAGCUGAACAUUCAGAGGUGGAGGAAAACAAAGGUGCAUGUGGAGAGUUGAGAGGAGAGACAAAGCCUCCUGUCCCUGAAUCUCCUGCUCCCUUCGGCCGCCACAACAUCCGCACCCAGGUCAGCCUGGAGGUGGUGCAGUGCCAGUCUGUGGCCACCAGCCCUAUGACCCCUCCUGAAGGGUACCGGGCCUUCUUCUUCCCUAGCCCUUUGGGGAAGAGUGAAGGUGUAGGCACCGGGACUGAAGAGGCGGAGCUCCGUCAGCCGGUGGAGUAUCACUCCGUGGCCACAGCACCUAUGACCCCCAGAACACCGACCACCAUGAGCUUUCCUGAGAUCAGGAAGGAUGCAAGCGUUGAGAAGAUAGUGGAGGUCAAAGAGGAGGUGGUGGUGGAGGACAAAGUGGAGGUGGUGGUUGAGGACAAAGUGGAGUUGCUGGUGGUGGAGGACAAAGUGGAGGUGGUGGUGGAGGUGGUGGUGGAGGACAAAAAGGAGGUGGUGGUCAACAAGGAGGUGGAGGAUACAAAGGAGGAUAAAGCAAGCGCAGAGAAACAGGUGGAGGCAGCUGAAGAGGACACAAAGGAGGAGGAGAAUGGUGAAGAGCAAAGUGAGGAGCCGGUGCAGGAGGUGAGCUGGGAUGAGAAAGGGAUGACGUGGGAGGUGUACGGGGCCGUGGUGGAGGUGGCUGUGCUGGGAUCAGCCAUCCAGAAACACCUGGAGAAACAGGUGAAGAAGCAGAAGCCCUCCAUGCCUCCCCCUCCUCCGCUCAACCCCUCAGCAGUGCCCCUCUCUCCAGAGUCCAUCCGGGGGGGUUCUGGAUCUGGUUCGGGGUCAGGUUCGGGUUCGGGUAAGGGUCGGGCGGGGAAGAGGGGAGAGCAGGGUGGAGGGGUGAGCCGACGCAGAAGAAACCCCUUCCGCCUGCUGAUGGAGAACAUGCAGCAGCCACACUGCUGCUCCAGAGCUCACACUGCUGAGUGA
Notothenia coriiceps (black rockcod) is the source of this 2398-nucleotide messenger RNA. It is a transcript of the gene gprin1, whose product is annotated as G protein regulated inducer of neurite outgrowth 1. Gene Ontology annotation, biological process: neuron projection development. NCBI's taxonomy places the organism in Eukaryota, Metazoa, Chordata, Actinopteri, Perciformes, Nototheniidae. The record is from RefSeq and is a predicted model, not a curated record. The transcript is spliced from 3 exons. Gene Ontology annotation, cellular component: plasma membrane. The coding region runs from base 257 to 2398 and encodes 713 amino acids.